Messenger RNA from Spea bombifrons (plains spadefoot toad), 686 nucleotides. It is a transcript of the gene VCF1, whose product is annotated as family with sequence similarity 104 member A. The record is from RefSeq and is a predicted model, not a curated record. Bases 86 to 385 code for a protein of 99 amino acids. Lineage: Eukaryota; Metazoa; Chordata; Amphibia; Anura; Pelobatidae. The transcript is spliced from 3 exons.
CAGCGUCUCCCACCCGUCAACCAGGCUCCUUGGAAUCUUCAUUCUGACUCGGCAAGUUCGGCCCCGACGGAACCUUAGAGCCCAAAUGUUGCCCGACAGCAGGAAGCGGGGACGAAGCUGUAACGAUGUCUCCCUGGUCCCGCAGUCCAAGAGGAGCAACAGGAACUCGGGGCUCCAGGAGUGGGAAACGGAGUCUUCAGGCAGCGACACCGGCAGCAACGGCAGCUCCUGCAGAAGCCACGGGGCAAAGGACACACAGACCGUAGGAGACGACGCCAUCCCGGAGCAGUCUGCGCUUAAUGACGGACAUUACGUCUACAUCAACCAAAUCCUGAAGGAGGCGCACUUCUCCAGCCUACAGCACCGCGGCUGCCUCACCUACUAGGGAGCCGCCGGACGCCGACCGCCAUCACCGCGACCUACAAAACAUCCAAAAAGCCGCUGCACAAACCGACUGCCUUCCCUCCUGCGUUAUUCCGGCCGUCACAGACACUUUUACAGGAACGUUUGUUUUCUUUGGUUUGCUUUCGAACGGGUCGUGUGGUUUAAAUGCAAGAACGGGCAGUAAGGACUUUUUUUGGAGUCCGAAGUAACAUCCUGCUCGGUUUAAUUUAACCACAUUGUACAUUUUAUUCCCUUUGUUGUAACUGGAAGGUGAAUAAAGAUCGCACUUUUGGGUUAACGUA